Elaeis guineensis (African oil palm) is the source of this 1572-nucleotide messenger RNA. Its product is annotated as antimicrobial ginkbilobin-2-like protein. The record is from RefSeq and is a predicted model, not a curated record. NCBI's taxonomy places the organism in Eukaryota, Viridiplantae, Streptophyta, Magnoliopsida, Arecales, Arecaceae.
UUAGACUUCACGGUCCCCUCUUUGGGUUGGCAUCCAGUCUCCAUUGACCGAUCAUGUUAUCAUCUCCGUCUCUGUGAGUUCCCCCACAACCAUAGCAUCAAUUCGCUAUGUUCCCUUCUCUCUCCUCCUGUUCCUCUCCCUUCCUGCGAUGCCUUCUACUCUUCUUCCUCCUCCUCAACCAUUCCUCUCCAGCCACCGCCGGUCUCCUCGGCCAAAUAUGCGGCAAGACCGGCAAGUACACCACCAACAGCACCUACGCUUCCAACCUCAACCUCCUCCUCACCUCCCUCGACUCCAACACUUCCCUCUUCGGUGGCUUCUCCAAAGCCACCAUCGGUCAGAUCCCCAACCGAAUCUACGGUCUCGCCCUCUGCCGGGGCGACACGGACGCCUCCGUCUGCCGCUCCUGUCUCGACACCGCCAUCCAGGACGCCCCUAAUCUCUGCCCCUACGCCAAAGGCACCAUCAUCUGGUACGACCACUGCCUCCUCCACUACUCCAACCAGCUCUUCCUCUCGACCAUUGACACCUCGAACGAGAUCUUCAUGUAUAACAUCUACAAGAUAACCGAUCCCAGCCGGUUCGACAAGCUUCUCGACGUGCUCAUGGGCAGGAUAGCCGACUGGGCUGCCUAUAAUUCGACCAAGAUGUUCGCGACCGGGGAGAUGAUGAACUCCACCAACCCUCCUUUUCCGACGAUAUAUGGGCUGGCGCAGUGCACUCGGGACCUGUCAAGGAGCCAGUGCCGGCAGUGCCUCAGCGGCAUCCUGGACCCGAGACCCUCCAUUUUUGAGGGGAAGAGGGGAGCGAGGGUGCUUGGAGGGAGCUGCAAUUAUCGGUAUGAGAUAUACCCCUUCUAUUUAGGGGCAUCGACGCUAAGGCUUCAGUCCCCGCUAGAGACCGCACCGCCACCGGUAACCAUGGCGCCUCCCCUUAUUACUCCAGCCGGAAAGGAAGGAAAGGAGACAAAUGUCACAGAUAUGGUCCUUGCUAUUGCUAUACCUCUAGUAGCUGCAUUCCUGCUGAUCUCCACAAUUUGCAUUUGCUUCUGGAGGAGGAAGCCAGUUGUAAAAUUACCUUUAGAUGGGACUAGCCUAGAGGAGCUUGCAAGUGCCAAGUCUUUAUUACUUGAUUCAUCUACACUACGAGUUGCGGCAGCUAACUUCCCCGAAGAGAACAAACUUGGAGAAGGUGGCUUUGGUGUCUAAAAGGGGCAGUGACUGGUGGUUUGAUAGGCCUAGCAAUGGAGGGCGGUGUAUUCUGGGGGAUUGGAGUUCGAGCUAUUUCUGGAGCUCUUUUCUCAAUGGAGAUUAUUAAAAAAUCUGUCACUCUGUGGCAUUCCAAUGAAUCAAGAAUCUUAAGUGUUUUGUAUAUGAUAAGUGGAAAACAUUGGAAACAAACUCUGGAAUUGAGAGAUAAUAUCUCAAACAACUUCACAUAUGCUUGUAACUAGUAAUCCUCUUGAAGUGGAAGCUACUUGUUUAUAGACUUGAAAGAUCCUUUAGCUUCCUUAAAGCCAAUGUUAUACUUUUCUUGCGUUGUUUUAUAUUUUAAUCCUCAUAUUUUUUGAAC